Messenger RNA from Sphenostylis stenocarpa, 180 nucleotides. The record is from the annotation of a GenBank genome assembly. Lineage: Eukaryota; Viridiplantae; Streptophyta; Magnoliopsida; Fabales; Fabaceae.
GUUUGGACGAGGAGUAUUGGUUGGAACAAGCGACUACUAUUUAAUGAGGUGGAGAUUGAGGAGUUUCUUGUAAAUGUGGACACGUGUCAAUAUGGUGGUCUUUUGCACUGCAAAUCCCGCAUGCUCUUUGUAUGGCGUUCAGAUGUUGGGUUAAAGCUAAGUUCGACACCAUUGAAGUGA